Messenger RNA from Dioscorea cayenensis subsp. rotundata (Guinea yam), 642 nucleotides. RefSeq lists its product as uncharacterized. Bases 1 to 642 code for a protein of 213 amino acids. The record is from RefSeq and is a predicted model, not a curated record. The transcript has 5 exons. NCBI's taxonomy places the organism in Eukaryota, Viridiplantae, Streptophyta, Magnoliopsida, Dioscoreales, Dioscoreaceae.
AUGGCUACCACCAGUGCUACUCAGGAAACUCAUUUAUUUGCAGCCCAAUCAUUUAUGAGAAUAUUAGUGAGUCAGAACAAGUUGGGGUUUCUUCGAGAAAGCAACAAAAGUACACACAUUCCUGGUUCAAAAAGUUUCGCAAGGAAAGAAAAAGAAAUGGAGCUUAGAAGUGGAAAGAUAAUAGGACGGUUUGAGUUUUUCAAAGCGACCCAUACUAGAAAAGAUUUGAAUAAAGAGACAGAAGACAUUAUGGAAAAGGCAAAUGGAAAACUAGCUGAAUAUGAAUCAAUAGAUGGAGAUGAGGGAAUGUUUAAAACAGAAAUUUUGACUCAAGUUAUUGGAAAAGAGCGACAUGGCCGAGUAAGAGGGCUUGGAUUGGGUCCUGCACCUACAAAAUAUUACGGCCAUUUCGGUGGUCGUCGUCUCGCAACAUGUGGUGGCCAUUCAUCUGAGUGUAUAGAUCUUCGCCAACAGAUGGAUGAAAAGUUCCAAAAGAUGGAAGAUGAGCUUAGGCAAGAACAUGCUAAUUACAACGCUCUUUAUACUUUCUUGCAACAUCAAUUCCCAGGAGCGCCUAUCCCCCUGCCUAGCAUAGGUGGAUCAUCUUCUCAAUCGCAGAAUCAGGCUUCUCGAGAACAUUGA